This is a messenger RNA of Elephantulus edwardii (Cape elephant shrew), 2019 nucleotides long. RefSeq names its product nucleolin (gene NUCLEOLIN). Gene Ontology annotation, cellular component: spliceosomal complex. Gene Ontology annotation, molecular function: RNA binding. Bases 1 to 2019 code for a protein of 672 amino acids. Gene Ontology annotation, biological process: positive regulation of mRNA splicing, via spliceosome. The transcript is spliced from 13 exons. NCBI's taxonomy places the organism in Eukaryota, Metazoa, Chordata, Mammalia, Macroscelidea, Macroscelididae. The record is from RefSeq and is a predicted model, not a curated record.
AUGGUGAAGCUCGUGAAGGCUGGAAAAAAUCAAGGCGAGCCCAAGAAGCUGCCUCCUCCCCCCAAGGAGAUAGAGGAAGACAGUGAGGAUGAAGACAUGUCAGAGGAUGAGGAGGAAAGCAGUGAAGAAGAGGUUGUUAUUCCUCAGAAAAAAGGCAAGAAGAAUGCCACAGUGCCCUCAAAGAAAGUAAUGGUGUCCUCAACAAAAAAGGUGGUGGUUGCUGCACCAGCGAAGAAAGCAGCUGUCACUCCUGGCAAGAAGGUGGCAGUUACACCAGCCAAGAUGGCAGUUACACCUGCCAAAGCUGUAGCAGCACCUGGCAAGAAGGGUGCCACGCCGGGCAAAGCAGUGGUGGCCACCCCCGGUAAAAAGGGUGCUGUGCCCACCAAGGGGGCAAAGAAUGGCAAGAAUGCCAAGAAGGAUGAGAGUGAGGAGGAAGAUGAAGACAGCGAGGAAGAAGAGGAGGAGGAAGACGAUGAGGAGGAGGAAGAGGAGGAGGAAGAAGAUGAAUUUGAGCCAGAAAUGAUUAAAACAAAAGCAGCUGCCCCGGGCUCAGAGGAUGAGGACGAUGAAGACGACGACGAAGACGACGACGACGACGAUGAAGACGACUCUGAAGAGGAGGCUAUGGAGACGACACCCGCCAAAGGAAAGAAAGCUGCCAAAGUGCCUCUCACAAAAACCAAGAUGGUGACUGAGGAUGAAGAUGAGGAGGAGGAUGACGACGACGAAGAUGACGAUGACGACGAAGAGGAGGAGGAGGAAGAGGACGAGGAAGAAGAGGAGGAGGAGGAGGAGGAGGAAGCAGAACCUGUCAAAGAAGUAUCUGGAAAGCGAAAAAAGGACAUGACCAAGCAGAAAGCUGCUCCUGAAGCCAAGAAACAGAAAGUAGAAGCUGUUGAACCAACUUCAACUUUCAAUCUCUUUGUUGGAAACCUGAACUGCAACAAAUCUGCCCCUGAAUUAAAAACUGGUCUCAGUGACGUUUUUGCUAAAAAUGAUCUUACUGUUACAGAUGUCAGAAUUGGUAUGACUAGGAAGUUUGGCUAUGUGGAUUUUGAAUCUGCUGAGGACCUGGAAAGAGCCUUGGAACUCACUGGCUUAAAAGUCUUUGGCAAUGAAAUUAAACUAGAGAGACCAAAGGGGAAAGACAGUAAGAAAGAUCGAGAUGCCAGAACACUUUUGGCCAAAAAUUUGCCUUACAAAGUCACUCAGGAAGAAUUAAAAGAAGUGUUUGAAGAUGCUAUGGAAAUAUCCCUGUACUACACUGGGGAGAAAGGUCAAAAUCAGGACCAUAGAGGUGGAAAGGCGAGCACUUGGAGUGGUGAAUCAAAAACUCUAGUUUUAAGCAACCUAUCCUAUAAUGCAACAGAAGAGACUCUUCAGGAGGUAUUUGAGAAGGCAACUGCUAUCAAGGUGCCACAGAACCAGAAUGGCAAAUCUAAAGGGUAUGCAUUUAUAGAAUUUGCUUCGUUCGAAGAUGCUAAAGAAGCUUUAAAUUCUUGCAAUAAAAGAGAAAUUGAGGGCAGAGCAAUCAGGUUGGAGUUGCAGGGAUCCAAGGGAUCGUCUAAUGCUUGGGGCCAGCCAACCAAAAUCCUCUUUGUCAAAGGUCUGUCUGAAGAGACCACCGAAGAGACCUUGAAAGAGUCAUUUGACGGUUCAAUUCGUGCCAGAAUAGUUACUGACCGGGAAACUGGUUCCUCAAAAGGGUUUGGUUUUGUAGACUUCAACAGUGAGGAGGACGCGAAAGCUGCCAAGGAGGCCAUGGAAGAUGGUGAAAUUGAUGGAAACAAAGUGACCUUGGACUGGGCCAAGCCUAAGGGUGAAGGUGGCUUUGGCGGAAGAGGUGGAGGCCGGGGCGGCUUUGGUGGCAGAGGUGGCUACGGCAGAGGUGGAGGCCGAGGUGGAUUCGGAGGCCGGGGCCGUGGCGGCUUUGGUGGAGGCCGAGGUGGCUUCCGAGGAGGCAGGGGAGGCGGCGGUGACCACAAACCACAAGGAAAGAAGACGAAGUUUGAAUAG